This is a messenger RNA of Misgurnus anguillicaudatus (oriental weatherfish), 1457 nucleotides long. Its product is annotated as H-2 class II histocompatibility antigen, A-F beta chain. Lineage: Eukaryota; Metazoa; Chordata; Actinopteri; Cypriniformes; Cobitidae. The record is from RefSeq and is a predicted model, not a curated record.
UCCUCUUUACUUUCACUUUUGUUUUCAACAAUGCCAUUUUGUAAGUUUGAUUUUUAGCCUUGGCACUCGUAUUGUAACAACAAUAUACAUUUAAAAUUCUACUUUAAGACGAGACUUAAUGAAGGCUUUUCUGCUUGUUGUUGCUUUUCUUGAAAGCAUCCUUGGCGCAGAAGAACAUGCAUAUCAGCAGUUUAUUGAGUGCUCCAAUAGUGAAGGUCAAGUUCCUUUAUGGAACUACGGGUAUGAUGGCAAAGACAUAAUGCAUAUGGAUUUAGUGAAUGAAGCUGUGGUUGCUACCAGUAAACCAGGUCAGCGUUUAGCAGAGGAGAGACAAAGCAGGGAAUACAUUAAGAGAAAAGAAGACAAACUAAAAAUGGUGUGCUCUGCUGUGAAAACUGUUUUCCUGAUGUCCAACAACUCUCUCUCCAAGGCAGCCAAGCCAACAGUGUUUCUAUCUUCUGGAGGAAAGAAAGAACAAGAAUAUCUUAAAUGUGUUGUACAUGGCUUCUAUCCAAAUGUCAUUCGAGUGCGUUGGAGUUGGACCCAAACAGGAAGACACAUUUAUUAUGGCGUUUCGACUACUGGAAUACUCCCUCACAGAGAUGGCAAAUUCCAGAUAACCUCCUUUCUUAGCCUGGCUAACAUUAGUGACCACAGUGUUACCUGUGAGAUCGAACACUUAAGCAUCAGUGGAAAACUGAGUAUACCUUAUGAGAAGAAAGAAUUCACCGAACAUGUACUUUUGGCAGUGGCUUGCUUUCUGCUUGGGUUGGCAUUCACGUGCCUACCUCUUCUGAUUAGGUGCAUAUGGCAACAUACAAGAAAACCACCUAUAGAUGAGAGAAAUGACACAAGUGCUGAUUCAGAAACAUCUAUCAAUUUGAUGAAUGUCUCACAGGAAACAUGAAGAAUUUGAGAAGAGCAUGGACUUUACAAAUUAAAAAUUUAUUUUACUGAUAAAACUUUCUUCUGUGUGUACAGUUGUAUAUAACUUGCAUAAUACAUUUCUAUGCUGAAUAUUAUAUAAUUUUAUAUGUAUUAUAUAGUUUUUCAAUCUUAAUAAUCUAUUUAUUUUUCAUGACAAAUAGUUGUUUUUGUCCAAGUAAUUUACGUUAUUCCUUACGUUAUUAAAAUAGUUAUUGACUCUACAAGCAGCAUUUUCAUACUGUCUACACAUUGCAUGAUGAUGUAAAUUGCUUGCAUAAUUCUACUGUUGGGAUUGUCAAUGUCGCCAAUACAUAAAAUUUAGUUUUUUUUACAUCUAACAUUAGUAUCACAUAAUAGUAUUCAUUUUUAAUUAAUAAACGUUUGUUUAUUUUUUACUAAACAAGUACAAGAGGUAUGUAUAUUGCAUAAAAACAGAGCAAUAACGCAACACCAUUAAUAAAUAGUGCGUCACGCUAACUUGUACCGUAAGGCUUACAUGUAAUUGACUGACAUCUUCACUAACCAAUAGA